This is a messenger RNA of Rotaria sp. Silwood2, 405 nucleotides long. NCBI's taxonomy places the organism in Eukaryota, Metazoa, Rotifera, Eurotatoria, Philodinida, Philodinidae. The record is from the annotation of a GenBank genome assembly.
AUGAUAAUUAGGAUUGAAGAAUUAACUGGUAUAUCAAUUCCAAAAAUUUACAAUACUGGUGCAGUUAAUCCACUUCAAUAUGCUCAACAACAACGUAAACGUAAAUUACUUUGGUCAAAAACAAAUGAUAAAACAUCAACAAGUAAAGUUGGUGCAGCAAUAACAGAUGGACAAGAUGAAAAAACAGCUGAAAAAUUUCGAAAAUUAUUAGGUAUGAAAACAAGUGGAAAUACAAAUAAUGAUACAACAGAAACAAAUGCUAUUAAUCAACAACAACAAAAUACAUUUGAUUCACUUGAUAAAGAAUAUCAAACAGCACGAAUAACAACACAUUUACGACGUGGUGUUGGACUUGGAUUUCUUUCUCAAGGACCUUUUGUACCUUCAUCAUCGGACAAAAAUUAA